Messenger RNA from Miscanthus lutarioriparius, 1278 nucleotides. The record is from the annotation of a GenBank genome assembly. NCBI's taxonomy places the organism in Eukaryota, Viridiplantae, Streptophyta, Magnoliopsida, Poales, Poaceae.
AUGAAGCCCCUCGCGCACUCCCUCCACGCCGCCGUCGACCGCCGCUGGCUGCUCCCUCUGGCCAUCGGCUCCGCGCUCUCUCUCCUCCUCCUCGUCGCGCUCACCACCUUCCCCUCGCCCUUCCCCUCCACCUCCGCGCCCUCCUCCUCGUCGCUCUUCGUGGAGCACAAGCUGUCCCCCUCCCCGCCGUCCCCCACCGCCGAGGCCUCGCCGCCCCGCAUCGCCUUCCUCAUCUCCGGAUCCGCGGGGGACGCCUCUGCGCUCCGCCGCGUCCUCCUCGCGCUCUACCACCCCAGGAACCGCUACAUCCUGCACCUCGAUGCCGAGGCGCCCGACUCCGACCGCAGGAGCCUCGCCGCCGACCUCGCUUCCCACCCCGCCAUCGCCGCCGCAGCCAACGUGCGCGUCGUCGACCGUGCUAACCUCGUCACCUACCGCGGACCCACCAUGGUCGCCAACACGCUCCACGCCGCCGCCGCCUUCUUGUGGGGCCACGCCGGCGACGGCGGCUCACACUGGGAUUGGUUCAUCAACCUCUCCGCCUCCGAUUACCCGCUCGUCACGCAGGAUGAUCUGAUACAUGUAUUCUCCAAGCUGCCGCGCGAUCUCAACUUCAUCGAUCACACCAGCGACAUUGGAUGGAAGGAGUUUCAGAGGGCAAAGCCGGUCAUCAUUGAUCCAGGGCUCUACAUGAAGAAGAAGGCCGACGUGUUCUGGAUUCCACAGAGGCGGAGCGUCCCUACAGCAUUCAAGCUCUUCACUGGUUCUGCUUGGAUGGCACUGUCUAGGCCCUUUGUUGAAUACUGCAUAUGGGGCUGGGAUAACCUACCUCGCACAGUGCUCAUGUACUAUUCCAAUUUCAUCUCCUCGCCUGAAGGAUACUUCCACACUGUGGUCUGCAACGCCGACGAAUUCAAGAACACAACUGUGAACCAUGACCUGCAUUACAUCUCAUGGGACAACCCUCCGAAGCAGCACCCACACUACCUGACGGUCGAGGACUUGGACAGGAUGGUUGCCAGCGACGCGCCGUUCGCUCGGAAGUUCCACGAGGACGAUCCGGUGCUGGACAAGAUAGAUGAGGAGAUUCUGAGCCGUGGCGUAGACAUGCCGACUCCAGGAGGCUGGUGUGCUGGAACACGGGAGAACGGGAGUGACCCUUGCUCAGUGAUUGGAAACACCAGCCUCCUUGAGCCUGGCCGCGGAGCUGCACGGCUGCAGCGGCUGAUCACGUCAUUGCUGUCGGAGGAGAAGUUCCACCCAAGGCAGUGCAAGUAG